Messenger RNA from Andrographis paniculata, 2732 nucleotides. RefSeq lists its product as uncharacterized. The transcript is spliced from 23 exons. Gene Ontology annotation, cellular component: nucleus; cytoplasm. Gene Ontology annotation, biological process: ubiquitin recycling; proteasome-mediated ubiquitin-dependent protein catabolic process. The coding region runs from base 134 to 2407 and encodes 757 amino acids. The record is from RefSeq and is a predicted model, not a curated record. Gene Ontology annotation, molecular function: ubiquitin binding. NCBI's taxonomy places the organism in Eukaryota, Viridiplantae, Streptophyta, Magnoliopsida, Lamiales, Acanthaceae.
GAAUUUGGGUGUGGCUGCUGACUUGGGAAGGAAGCGAUCCGCGCACCAAGUUCAAGUUCAUCGCAGUCGUGAGUUCACUGCUUAAAAUUGCAGCCUAAAAUUUGCUGCCGGGAUAUCUGAGAAUCUGUUUUCCAUGGAUAUCGACUCCAAAGAGUAUCAGCUGAGGUGUCAACUUCAAGGUCACGAAGACGAUGCUCGCGGCAUAUGUAUAUGUGGCGACACAGGUAUUGCGACUUCUUCCAGAGACAGAACAGUUAGGUUUUGGACUCCAAGUGAAUCACAGAAGCAUGGAUAUGCCAUAUCAAAGAUAUUGUUGGGCCACACUAGUUUUGUGGGACCACUGUCUUGGAUUCCACCGAACGAGGAGUUUCCUGAGGGUGGGAUUAUAUCAGGAGGGAUGGACACCUUUGUUAUUGUGUGGAAUUUGGCCACUGGAGAGAAAGUUCGCAUGCUAAAAGGUCAUAAGUUGCAAGUUAGUGGAGUUGCAUUGGAUGGUUCAGAUAUUGUUUCUGUCUCUGUGGACUGUACAAUUAGACGCUGGAGGGGAGAGCAACAAAUAGAGGCCUGGGAAGCUCACAAGGCUGCAAUUCAAGCAGUUGUGAAAUUGCCUUCUGGCGAGAUUGUUACUGGAUCAAGUGACAUGACUUUGAAGCUGUGGAAAGGGAAAUCAUGUAUCCAUACUUUUUCUGGACAUACAGAUACUGUUCGAGGAGUAGCUAUUAUGCCAAAUUUAGGAAUUCUUUCGGCAUCACAUGAUGGUUCUAUUAGGCUAUGGGCGAUUAGUGGGGAACUUCUUAUGGAGAUGGUUGAUCACACAUCCAUUGUUUAUUCUGUUGAUGCUCAUUCUUCUGGGCUUAUAGUCAGUGGCAGUGAGGAUUGUUCAGCCAAAAUAUGGAAAGAUGGAAUUUGUGUGCAAAGCAUAGAGCAUCCUGGCUGUGUUUGGGAUGUCAAAUUCUUGGAAAAUGGUGACAUUGUGACUGCUUGCUCUGAUGGCAUUGUGCGCAUUUGGACUUCUGAGCAUGAUAGGAUCGCUGAUGUUGUAGAGCUUACUAAUUAUGCUUCUCUACUUUCUCAAUACAAGAUUAGUAGGAAGAGAGUGGGUGGACUGAAAUUGGAAGAUUUGCCUGGCCUAGAAGCAUUAAAGACUCCAGGAACUAGUGAUGGGCAGACAAAGGUAAUUCGAGAAGGAGACAACGGCAUGGCUUAUUCAUGGAAUAUGAGAGAACAGCAGUGGGAUAAGAUCGGUGAAGUUGUGGAUGGUCCUGAUGAUAAUGUUAAGCGUCCUUUGUACAAUGGCAUUCAAUAUGACUAUGUAUUUGAUGUUGAUGUUGGAGAUGGUGAGCCUAUACGUAAAUUGCCAUACAACCGGUCAGACAAUCCAUAUGAUGUUGCUGAUAAAUGGCUACUCGAGCAAAAUUUGCCUCUUUCCUACCGCCAACAAAUUGUAGAAUUUAUUAUGCAAAACUCAGGACAAAAAGAUUUUACUCCCGAUCCAUCUUUUCAAGACCCCUACACUGGAUCUAGUGCUUAUAUACCUGGAGGGCCAUCCAAAUUGCAAGAAAUGUCAAAGCCUUCUUACAAGCACAUUCCUAAAAAAGGAAUGCUUGUAUUUGAUACUGCUCAGUUUGAUGGGAUCCUCAAAAAGAUUUCAGAAUUUAACAGUGCCCUGCACUCAAACCAGGAGGAACAACACCUAUGGUUGAAUGAAGGUGAUGUCUCAAGACUAAACGCAGUCGUAAAGAUCUUGAAGGACACAUCGCACUAUCACAGCAGUAAAUUUUCUGAUGUUGAUAUUGCAUUGAUCAUGAAGAUCCCGAAAACAUGGCCAGUUUCAAUGCUAUUUCCUGUUGUUGAUCUGAUCAGGAUGACCGUGUUGCACCCUGAUGGUGCAUGCAGAAUUUGUCAUUAUAUUUCAAAUAUUGACGAUGUAGUUAUUGAAUUGAUCAAGAAGGUUACUUCAAGCCCUCCACUUCCUGCAAAUCUACUCACCAGCCUCCGUUGUGUGGCUAAUCUCUUCAAAAAUUCAUGCUUUAGUGACUGGCUACGAUUACACCGUGCUGAGGUUCUUGAUGCUUUUUCAAGCUGUUCAUCUUCAAAUAAGAACAUUCAAUUGUCUUAUGCAACUUUAUUAAUCAAUUACACUGUUCUUUUGAUUGAGGCAAAAGAUGAAGAAGGGCAAGCACAAGUUCUUUCUGCGGCUUUAGAGAUGGCAGAGGAGGAAACAGUUGAUCCCGAUUCAAGAUUUCGUGCUUUGGUGGCCAUUGGAUCACUGAUGCUUAACGGCUUAGUCAAAAAAGUGGCGUUGGAUUUUGACGUUGUAAGCAUAGCCAAGGCUGCAAAGGCAUCCAUGGAUGUCAAGAUUGCUGAAGUUGGAGCCGACAUUGAGCUCGUAGCAAAGCAGAACUGAAUGCAUUCUCGUAUAUAAUUACUCCCUCAGGCUUUUAUUGUUAUCCACAUGAAACCAUGGAGCCAUCUUCCCAACUUGAUUGAAAAAUCACUUCUUUUUACUGACAUUGCCUAGGAUUUUGGACUUGAAUUGAACACUUUAGUUCUACUUCUUAUUUACAUACAGGGUGUUUUCACCAAACUAUUUCUUAUUUAUGCAAAUUCCGAUAAAUAUUGUUCAAAAUACAAAACAAACACACCCUUAACCUAGAGGUACGUAUGCUAAUUAUGUUCUUAUGUUGCAUUUUCAAAAAUUAGUUUUGAACCUCUUUCGUUGGUUAACUUCA